AUGCCGGGUCUGAGUUGUAGAUUUUAUCAACACAAAUUUCCUGAAGUGGAAGAUGUAGUGAUGGUGAAUGUAAGGUCCAUUGCUGAAAUGGGGGCUUACGUCAGCCUGCUGGAGUAUAACAAUAUUGAAGGCAUGAUUCUUCUUAGUGAAUUGUCCAGGAGGCGUAUUCGUUCUAUAAACAAACUCAUCCGAAUUGGCAGGAAUGAAUGUGUGGUUGUCAUUAGAGUGGACAAAGAAAAAGGUUACAUUGAUUUGUCGAAAAGAAGAGUUUCUCCAGAAGAAGCAAUCAAAUGUGAAGAUAAAUUCACCAAAUCUAAAACUGUUUACAGCAUUCUUCGCCAUGUUGCUGAGGUGUUAGAGUACACCAAGGAUGAACAACUGGAAAGCCUGUUCCAGAGGACUGCUUGGGUCUUUGAUGACAAGUACAAGAGACCCGGAUAUGGUGCCUAUGAUGCAUUUAAGCAUGCAGUCUCAGACCCAUCUAUUUUGGAUAGUUUAGAUUUGAAUGAAGAUGAACGGGAAGUACUCAUUAACAAUAUUAAUAGGCGUUUGACCCCACAGGCUGUCAAAAUUCGAGCAGAUAUCGAAGUGGCUUGUUACGGUUAUGAAGGCAUUGACGCCGUAAAAGAAGCCCUGCGAGCAGGUUUGAAUUGUUCUACGGAAACCAUGCCCAUCAAGAUCAAUCUCAUAGCUCCUCCACGGUAUGUAAUGACUACAACCACCCUGGAGAGGACAGAAGGCCUCUCUGUUCUCAAUCAGGCUAUGGCUGUUAUAAAAGAAAAGAUUGAGGAGAAGAGGGGUGUCUUCAAUGUUCAGAUGGAGCCCAAAGUGGUCACAGAUACAGAUGAAACUGAACUUGCAAGGCAGCUGGAGAGGCUUGAGAGAGAAAAUGCAGAAGUGGAUGGAGAUGAUGAUGCAGAAGAAAUGGAAGCCAAAGCUGAAGAUUAA
Messenger RNA from Pipistrellus nathusii (Nathusius's pipistrelle), 948 nucleotides. The record is from the annotation of a GenBank genome assembly. NCBI's taxonomy places the organism in Eukaryota, Metazoa, Chordata, Mammalia, Chiroptera, Vespertilionidae.